AGUCAAAAUUUUCAAACCGCUUAAAGUUGAUGACGUUUCAGCCGUCUAGAAGAAUUGCCUGAUAUGGCAGGCGCCAUCCCAAUGUGAUUUCGAACCACAAGGAAAUUUCCACUGCCGCAGUCUCAUUGUAUUGUUUGUUCUUCGUUUUUCCUCAACAUUUUUCUAAAUGGCUUACUAUACCAAUCCUCCACCUGCAUACGAAGAAGAAGCUCGUCAGCCACUGUUUGGUGGCGAUGAGCCGGACGACAUGUAUAAAGUGGGCAAUGCCCCAUUCGAUAUUCGCAUGCAAUUUGUGCGCAAGGUCUACUCCAUCUUGACCGCUCAGAUUCUCGGCACCAUUAUUCUUUCGUCUGUCUACAUGUACAACAGUACAGUGCAGCAUUUCGUACAGUCCAAUGUUUGGCUUUUGUACAUUUCCAUGUUUGGCGGUUUGGGAGCCAUGUUGGCUCUCAUGUGGAAAGGACGAUCGACCCCGCUCAAUUAUAUCCUUCUUGGCGUGUUUACAUUGAUGGAAAGCCAUCUCGUUGGCACAGUGGUCACCUUUUAUGAUCAAGUCAUCGUACUUCAAGCUUUGAUCAUCACUUUUGGCGUUUUCUUUGCACUUACCAUGUUUACGCUCCAGUCGAAAUGGGAUUUUAGCGGCAUGGCACCAAUAUUGUACGCUGGUAUCUGGAUCUUGUUGAUUGCGGGCAUUGUGCAGAUUUUCAUUCCCUUCUCGGAAGGAUUCCAAUUGGCAUUGGCUAUCGGCGGUGUGGUGAUUUUCAGUGGCUACAUUAUUUUGGACACUUACCUCAUCUUCAACCGAUAUUCCCCCGAGGACUACAUCAUGGCUUCUGUCAGUCUCUACAUGGAUAUCAUCAACUUGUUCCUCCGCAUCUUACAGAUCCUUAAUGCCAUGCAGAGAGAUUAAAGUAAUGCCUCGUAUCAUGCGGCAGCAUUUAUAAUAUGAUUUGUCCGCUUCUCCUUGCAAUUUAUGAUACUCGUACUCUACAGUGUACCUCUCUAGGAUGCUGUUUUUAAUUUUCAAUACAUUACUUUUUUCAAAAAGAC
Messenger RNA from Radiomyces spectabilis, 1050 nucleotides. Its product is annotated as inhibitor of apoptosis-promoting Bax1-domain-containing protein. The coding region runs from base 167 to 910 and encodes 247 amino acids. NCBI's taxonomy places the organism in Eukaryota, Fungi, Mucoromycota, Mucoromycetes, Mucorales, Radiomycetaceae. The record is from RefSeq and is a predicted model, not a curated record. The transcript has 5 exons. Gene Ontology annotation, cellular component: membrane.